UGCACUUAUUGUAAGUUGCUUUGAAUAAAAGCGCCAGCUAAAUAGUACUGUAAUGUAAUGAAAUAUGAAUGUAAAUAAAAAUCCCUAAUUAAUUUAGUUUCUUUUGCAAGUUGCAACCGAUGUAUUGCAGAACUUCAGUCCUGUUAGUAGUCUCUAAGAAUGCGCUAUUGGCCUUUUAUACAAACACAUCUUGCUAUACUCAAACAGAAAAUGCCACAAUAUAAUCCUUUCGAUUCCCCUAAAAGAUGCUGCUAUUUAAACCAAUCAAAACUACUUGUAAUUCAGCAAGGCACAGGCUACAGGUAAUCUUUGAAAACCCUAUGACUGUGUCCUAUAACCGUCCCUCUGGUUGUGGGUGGAUCUGAGGUGUAAGAGGCGCAUAGUUUUGCAUACUGAACCCAGAUUAUAGAGAAUAGAGUGUGAAACCUGUGUUGGCUGUGUUACUCAGCUCCACUGGCAGAAACAGAGACGUCAUUUAAAGGAAGACACCUGACAUAAGGCACCCCCUGGCCAUGGCAUUUUGGGUGCAAACAGCCGUCCAGCUCGUCGCCUUGAUAACGUCAGUGGUGAGGGGGAGAGUGGAGAAAGAGCUGUCUCCAGAGUGCAGAGAAUUCCUCUACAUGGGGACACCACCGAUAGGGCUGGGGCACCACUCCCUGCAGUUCAUUUGUCAACGUUACAACAAGAGGGCACGCUAUGUGACGCUGUACAACACUGUGGACCGUAUACCUGUCUACUCUGCCUACACCUUCAAACGCUCCGAGGGGGAGGGUUGCGUCGAUGUGCCUUGGAUGUAUGAACCUCAGCUAUCCACAUCCUCUGAUACAGAUGAGAUGCAGCCCUUCCCACAUGAUUACAUUCACAAGAAUUUUGAAGAUACCCAAGCUGUUCUGGAUGACUACAUGAACGCCGUCAUCUACGAACGUGGCUCUCUCAACCCAGACGAGCAUCAGGGUGAGCCUGACGACAAGGCCUCCACCUACACCCUGACCAACGUGGUACCCAUGGUGCCCGACUUCCACAACACAGUCUGGAGCAAAUGGGAGCAUGUUGUCCGCAAACGGCUUAACAACUAUUGCCGUGGCAGAGCUUACAUCGUCACAGGUGUCACCACGUCGGGGAAGAUGAUCCGCCAGCAAAACAUCAACCGCAUUGCAGUGCCAACAUACCUGUGGUCGGCUUAUUGCUGUGUUGACUUCGACCACAAUGCUCCUUAUGUUGAGCGCUACAAGUUCCCAUCUUUUGCCCACUACGGCCUCAAUGCGGAGAACAAUGAGGUGGUGGAAACGUCUGUCCAGAAGCUGAAGGAGUUCCUCCAGAGGACCACCUUUGUAGACCAGAACUUUCAGAUCUUUGUUGGUGACUGUGCCCCACCCACACAGAUUUAGCUGUAAUGUCGCUGUGUGGCUUAAUUAUCUUUAUUUAUCACAGCAGAGAUUUGUAUUUGCCAUAAUAUGAAAGGCACAUGUUU
This is a messenger RNA of Paralichthys olivaceus (Japanese flounder), 1471 nucleotides long. Its product is annotated as endonuclease domain-containing 1 protein-like. Gene Ontology annotation, molecular function: nucleic acid binding; hydrolase activity; metal ion binding. The record is from RefSeq and is a predicted model, not a curated record. Lineage: Eukaryota; Metazoa; Chordata; Actinopteri; Pleuronectiformes; Paralichthyidae.